Messenger RNA from Fusarium subglutinans, 879 nucleotides. RefSeq names its product sorbitol utilization SOU2. The transcript has 4 exons. The record is from RefSeq and is a predicted model, not a curated record. Lineage: Eukaryota; Fungi; Ascomycota; Sordariomycetes; Hypocreales; Nectriaceae. Gene Ontology annotation, molecular function: oxidoreductase activity, acting on NAD(P)H, oxygen as acceptor. The coding region runs from base 1 to 879 and encodes 292 amino acids. Gene Ontology annotation, cellular component: intracellular anatomical structure.
AUGGCUGAAGGUAUCAAAGCCGGAGUGUUUCGACGAAACAACACAAAGCCUCCGGCAGACGGACCAGUCAUGCCGCUGUUUUCUCUCGCCGGCAAGACCGCCAUCGUGUGCGGCGCCGGGCAGGGAAUUGGACUAGCAGUAGCCAAGGCGCUCGCCGAAGCGGGUGCCAACGUGGCCAUCUGGUAUAACACCAAUAGCGGGGCUAUUUCAGAGGCUGAAGCUAUCGAAAGGACCUAUAAAGUCAAAUGCAGAGCGUAUAAAGUAGACGUUACCUCGUACAAAGAGUUGGAUGCGACGAUGGAAAAGGCUAUCAGAGAGUUGAACGGCCGUAUCGACGUGUUCGUGGCGAACUCGGGUGUUUCCUGGGGAGAUGAAGCGUUUAUCGAUUCUGACAUUGAGAGAUACCACGAUCUCAUGAAGAUCAACACUGACGGAGUUGUAUACUGUGCCCAUGCCGCUGGCAGACAUUUUCGAAGGCAGAAGCAAGAGGGAACCACGAUUGACGGGUCUAAGCUCGACAAUUUUGAGAGCGGUAGCUUCAUCGCCACGGCUAGCAUGUCUGGACAUAUCGUCAACAUCCCUCGGCGUCAAGCCGUUUACAACGCUUCCAAGGCCACUCUCAUUCAUAUGUGCAAGUCCCUCGCGAUUGAAUGGCUCGGAUUCGCUCGUGUCAAUAGCGUGUCUCCUGGAUUUAUCAACACUGGCAUAUCUGGGCCAAUCGCGGAGGAGAUUAUGAGUGCUAUCAUGGACAAAGUCCCUAUGGGGCGCUUUGGUGAAACAGUGGAGUUGAAAGGGGUGUAUCUGUUUCUUGCUUCAGAUGCCUCCACAUACGUGACCGGAACGGAUAUCCUUGUUGAUGGUGGUUACACUGCUCCUUAG